AUGAAGUUCACCUCAGUCAUGGCUGUCGCCAGCCUUCUCUUCGCUGGCCUGGGCCUGGCCGCGCCUGCUGCUGCACCCGCUCCAGCGAUCAUCGAUGACAUCGCCGUGCGUGCGGAGAACGGCAAACGUGGAGGUGGCCACGUGAUCCACGUCGCUCCCGGUGACGGAUCAGACGACGCCGGCUCUUUCAUCCAGACGAAUGAGCACGACGCUGCUGUUGUGAAAGAUGUCGAGACACGGGAAGGGGGAGGGUAUCUCGACGGAAGUGAAGGCUGGCGGCGACACACAUUUACACUCUUUUGGACCGACAACGAAGCUACGGUCUGA
Cyphellophora attinorum is the source of this 327-nucleotide messenger RNA. RefSeq lists its product as uncharacterized. The transcript has 2 exons. The record is from RefSeq and is a predicted model, not a curated record. Lineage: Eukaryota; Fungi; Ascomycota; Eurotiomycetes; Chaetothyriales; Cyphellophoraceae. The coding region runs from base 1 to 327 and encodes 108 amino acids.